CAAGAAAAGUAUAAAAGCCAGAAAUAAAAUUUAAUUUUUCACAUUUGACUUAAUUGCGAAGUUGAAUCAGUAAUUAAAUUAUGGUCUACUUAAAAACUGCAUUAGUCGCUGCGGUGUUGGCUUUUUUAAUUGUCUCGAGUUCUGCUGAAGAAGCGGAAAAAGUAAAAAUCAAAGUUACUUGCGCGUUACCGAAUGUGACAGUAAAAUAUACACCGGAACCAAAUUUGUCUGGUAAAUUUUAUUUCGAAAACAGCACGAAUCCGGAAUGUCUGAAAGAAUUUUCCAAUGGAACGGAAGAAGUUUUGAUAACCGAUUUCAAAACUUGUGUGACAGGUGAAACUAAAAACUUUAGUAUUAUCAUAGAAUAUGUUGAUGGAUCCAACGUAACUAAAAAGGCACGUGGGAAUGGAACCUGUCAGUUAAAACGAAUCGAAACUCUGGCCUUCCAUAAAGGCUUGGUAAUAAAAGAAUCAGUUACUGACGAUAACCAGACGGUAAUUGAAGAAGAGAUCGAAAUGAUUCCUAUUGAAGUGACGAGUGAGUCAGGACUGCAGGGAGAUUUGAAAAUAAUCGGAACUGAAGAGAAAGAAGUCGAAGAAGUUUCCAUGGGAGAAAAAGUUAAAUUAGAAAUUUCGAUAUCAGGAACUCCAGAGACAUUGGCUGAGUAUAAGAAAAUGAUUGUUGAGUCGUGUGUCAUUAGUUCGGCGUCAAAUGAUUCUGCGAAGAUUGAAAUUAAUUAUGGAUGUGACUCGACUUCUGCUGAUAUUCCAAAGUGGACUCAGGAAAAUAAUACAUUUGUGUCUGAGUACACAGCGAAGCCGUUUGGUGAUGACAGAAAUAUUACUAUCGACUGCUCAAUAAAAGCUUGCAUUGACCCAGAAGACUGUCCAGAUCCUGAAUGUCCCAAAGCUGAGACACGAAAACGUCGAGAUGUGAAUGAUGAUCUACUUAUCGAUAAUUAUUAUUAUCUAGAUGACAGUAAAUUUGAAAAAAUCAACGUUAAUUCAUUAGCUCUUACAAUUUCUAAAAAUUGAAAAAAAUUAUUACAUUAAUUACGGGAUUAAUUAGCAGACAAUUAAUGAUACUGAAGUUAGCAAACGUCUAAUAAUUUUUUGAUUUUUUUUAGACGAUAAAAAAUUUUUAAAAAAAUAUUUGAAAAAAUUGCACCUGUAGUUUUUAAAAUUUUCUACAUGUGCAUAUUUUUAUAUUAUUUUUUUGCAGUUGAUUUAUUGCAAAACGAAAAUUCAAAAAUUUUUAAAUGUCUGCUAAUUUCAGGAUCAUAAUUAUGAUACUGAAGUUAGCAGACGUCUAAUAAGUUUUGAAUUUUUUUUAUUAGGCGGUAAACUAUAAAAAAAAAUAUUUAGAAAAAUUGCACCUGUAGUUUUUCAAAUUUUCUAUCAGUGCAUUCUUUUAGUUUUAGUUUUUUUGCAAUUUAUUUGUAGACGAAAAAAUCCGAAAAUUACUAAUUGUCUGCUGAGUUCAAGAUCAUGAUUGAUUAAAUACUUUUACU
This is a messenger RNA of Microplitis mediator, 1510 nucleotides long. RefSeq lists its product as uncharacterized. The record is from RefSeq and is a predicted model, not a curated record. Bases 81 to 1034 code for a protein of 317 amino acids. Lineage: Eukaryota; Metazoa; Arthropoda; Insecta; Hymenoptera; Braconidae. The transcript is spliced from 3 exons.